Melospiza melodia melodia is the source of this 4976-nucleotide messenger RNA. It is a transcript of the gene SMARCC1, whose product is annotated as SWI/SNF related, matrix associated, actin dependent regulator of chromatin subfamily c member 1. The transcript is spliced from 28 exons. NCBI's taxonomy places the organism in Eukaryota, Metazoa, Chordata, Aves, Passeriformes, Passerellidae. Gene Ontology annotation, molecular function: nucleosomal DNA binding; histone binding. Gene Ontology annotation, biological process: positive regulation of DNA-templated transcription. Gene Ontology annotation, cellular component: npBAF complex; SWI/SNF complex; nBAF complex. The coding region runs from base 28 to 3336 and encodes 1102 amino acids. The record is from RefSeq and is a predicted model, not a curated record.
GGCGGGGCGCGGGCCGGGGCGCGGCGCAUGCGCGGCGCGGGGCGCGCGGGGACAAUGGCGGCGGCGGCGCUGGCGGCGGGCGGAGGCCCCGGGAGCGGCCCCGCGGCGGCUCCGGCGGGCGGGCCCGGCCCCGCGCUGGCCGCGGCGCGCCGCAAGGACGGCGGCCCCGCCGGCAAGUUCUGGGAGAGCCCCGACACCGUGUCCCAGCUCGACUCGGUCCGCGUGUGGCUGGGGAAGCACUACAAGAAGUACGUUCAGGCAGAUGCUCCUACCAAUAAAACCUUGGCUGGGCUGGUGGUGCAGCUGCUGCAAUUCCAGGAAGAUGCCUUUGGAAAACACGUCACCAAUCCUGCCUUCACAAAGCUUCCUGCAAAGUGCUUCAUGGAUUUCAAAGCUGGAGGUACAUUAUGUCACAUUCUUGGUGCUGCUUACAAAUAUAAGAAUGAACAGGGCUGGAGGAGGUUUGACCUGCAGAAUCCCUCGCGGAUGGACCGCAACGUGGAGAUGUUCAUGACCAUUGAGAAGACACUGGUGCAGAACAACUGUCUGAGCAGACCAACCAUCUACCUCAUUCCUGACAUGGAGCUGAAGCUGGCCAACAAGCUGAAGGACAUUGUCAAGCGUCACCAGGGAACAGUCACUGAAGAGAAAUCCAAGGCCACCCACCACGUGUAUCCAAGUCCUACCUCAGUGGAUGAUGAUGAGUGGUUGAGACCUGUGAUGAAAAAGGACAAGCAGGUGCUGGUACAUUGGGGCUUUUUUCCAGACAGCUACGACACCUGGGUCCAUGCCAGCGAGAUCGAGGCGGAAAUCGAGGAUGCUCCCAUCCCUGAGAAACCCUGGAAGGUUCAUGCCAAGUGGAUUCUGGACACGGAUGUGUUCAAUGAGUGGAUGAAUGAGGAGGAUUAUGAGGUGGAUGAGAACAGGAAAUCCGUCAGCUUCCGCCAGAGGAUCUCCAUGAAGAAUGAGGAGCCCGUGAGGAGCCCCGAGAGGAGGGACAGGAAAGCAGCAGCCAGCACAAGGAAGAGGAAACACUCCCCUUCUCCACCCCCCACUCCUGUGGAGUCCAGGAAAAAGACAGGCAAGAAAGGGCAAGCAGCUCUCUAUGGCAAGAGGAGGGGGCAGAAGGAGGAGGAUGAGCAGGAGGAUCUCACCAAGGACAUGGAGGAUCCCACCCCAGUGCCCAACAUAGAGGAAGUGGUACUUCCCAAAAAUGUGAACCCAAAGAAGGACAGUGAGAACACGCCCGUCAAAGGAGGAACUGUGGCAGACCUGGAUGAGCAGGAUGAGGAGACAGUGGCGACUGGAGGAAAGGAGGACGAGGACCCCAACAAGGGUGACCAGAGCCGCUCCCUGGACACAGGAGAGGACAAUGUCACCGAGCAGACCAACCACAUCAUCAUCCCCAGCUACGCCUCCUGGUUCGACUACAACUGCAUCCACGUCAUUGAGCGUCGAGCGCUUCCAGAAUUCUUCAAUGGGAAAAACAAGUCCAAGACUCCAGAAAUAUACCUGGCCUACAGGAACUUCAUGAUCGACACGUACCGGCUGAACCCGCAGGAGUACCUGACCAGCACUGCCUGCAGGAGGAACCUCACCGGGGAUGUCUGUGCUGUCAUGAGGGUCCACGCCUUCCUGGAGCAGUGGGGGCUCAUCAAUUACCAGGUGGACCCCGAGAGCCGCCCCAUGGCCAUGGGGCCCCCCCCGACCCCCCACUUCAACGUGCUGGCCGACACCCCCUCGGGGCUGAUGCCGCUGCACAUCCGCACCCCGCAGGUUCCAGCUGCCCAGCAGAUGCUGAGCUUCCCUGAGAAAAACAAGGAGAAGCCAACUGACCUGCAGAACUUUGGCCUUCGCACUGACAUCUACUCCAAAAAGACUCUGGCCAAGAGCAAAGGUGCAAGUGCUGGCAGAGAAUGGACAGAGCAGGAGACACUGCUGCUGUUGGAGGCCCUGGAGAUGUACAAGGACGACUGGAACAAGGUGUCGGAGCACGUGGGCAGCCGCACGCAGGACGAGUGCAUCCUGCACUUCCUGCGCCUGCCCAUCGAGGAUCCCUACCUGGAGAACUCGGACGCCUCCCUGGGCCCCCUGGCCUACCAGCCCGUGCCCUUCAGCCAGUCUGGGAACCCCGUCAUGAGCACCGUGGCCUUCCUGGCCUCCGUGGUGGAUCCACGCGUGGCCUCGGCCGCUGCCAAGGCUGCCCUCGAGGAGUUCUCCCGGGUCAGAGAGGAGGUGCCCCUGGAGCUGGUGGAGGCCCAUGUGAAGAAGGUGCAGGAAGCAGCUCGAGCCUCUGGGAAGGUGGAUCCCACCUACGGGCUGGAGAGCAGCUGCAUUGCAGGCACGGGCCCCGAGGAGCCUGAGAAGAUGGAUGGAGCUGAGGAGGAGAAGAUGGAAACAGAGGCAGAGGGGCAGCCAGCAGAGAAGGUGGAGAGCAAAGCCGAGAGCGAGCCUGAGGAAGGGGAGAAGGUUCCAGAAGGGGAGAGCGAGCGCAGCGUGGACAAGGAGCCCGAGAGCGAGGGGCCUGCCGAGCCCAAGACAGAGGAAAAGGAGGCAGAGGAGAACAAGGAGAACGUUGAUGGCAGCAAGGACAAAGAGGCUGAGGCUGGCAAGAAGAAAGUGGAGCACGAGAUCUCGGAAGGAAACGUGGCCACAGCUGCAGCUGCUGCCCUGGCCUCUGCUGCCACCAAAGCCAAGCACCUGGCAGCUGUGGAGGAGAGGAAGAUCAAGUCCCUGGUGGCCCUGCUGGUGGAGACUCAGAUGAAGAAGCUGGAGAUAAAGCUUCGCCACUUUGAGGAGCUGGAAACCAUCAUGGACCGGGAGAAGGAGGCACUGGAGCAGCAGAGGCAGCAGCUGCUCACUGAGAGGCAGAACUUCCACAUGGAGCAGCUCAAGUACGCCGAGCUGAGGGCCCGCCAGCAAAUGGAGCAGCAGCACGGCCAGAACCCCCAGCAGCCCCACCAGCAGCACCCCAGCGGGCCUGGCAUCACCCCCCUGGGGGCACCAGCACACCCGGGGCUGCUGCCCCACCAGCAGCCCCCGCCCUACCCCAUGAUGCACCACCAGAUGCCACCUCCCCACCCACCUCAGCCAGGCCAGCUGCCCGGCUCCCUGCUGCCGGGCCAGCCCCUGCCGGGCCGCAUGAUCCCUGCCGGCAUCCACGGCGGCGGCGGGGCCGCCCCGCCCGGCAUGGCCCCGAUGGCCGGGAACCUGCUGGGGCCCCGAGUGCCGCUGGCCGCCCCCAACGGAAUGUACCCCGGCCCGGCGCCGCCGCCCCCCGCCGAAGGAGUGACGCCGCCCCCGGCCGGGGCCCCGCCGGCCUCAGCCGCCCCCUAAGGCAGCCCCAGGAGGAGAAGGAGCUUCCCGAGCAGCGGAGUGGUGACCAAAAGAGAAUUCCUCAGUUCCCUUCUGUCCCCGGGGCGGCGUCCCCUCCCCUCCCGGCCGCGGGCACAGCUGGCACGGUUGGUGGCACGGUUGGUGUCCCCUGCAGCCCCCAGGGCUCGGUGUCCCUAGGGAAAGCUGCAGGUAGGGGUGCCAGGAGCGCCUCCACCUUGCUGCUGGCCUUGCAGAGCUCCGCGCUGGUUUCCUUCCUCUUGGUGCUUUGGGCUCCUCCUGAAGGGCAGAACAAUCCAGGUUUUAGGGCAGGAGCUGAGCUUUAGGACGUGCCCAGAACCAUCCAGGUUUUAGGGCAGGAGCUGAGCUUUAGGACGUGCCCAGAACCAUCCAGGUUUUAGGGCAGGAGCUGAGCUUUAGGACGUGCCCAGAACAAUCCAGGUUUUAGGGCAGGAGCUGAGCUUUAGGGUGUGCCCACCCCGGGGGAUUGGGUGUUCUGGGGUCUCUGGGCAGAGCAAAGCACCCAGAGGAGAGGCCAAGCCAGAGCUUGGGGCGGAGCAGGGGAGGCACAGCCCAGCAGCCAAGCCUGCAGGGAUUCCUGGUGGCCGCAGCCUCUAACUUAUUACAGGAAAUAUUGAUCCGUGGCAGUGAGACCAGGAGUGAAUCAAUCAGAAUAAAACCACUCAAUGGUAGGAGUUCUCUUGCUCCAGUUUGUACCUUCCCUUUGCCUUUGGAGGUGGUAGUUGGACCUUCCCUGAGUAGUUUGGUGCAGUAGCCAACUGAGGAAUAACCCCCCCGUUUUUAGUCCCUCUUUUUGGAGCAUAUACUUUGUACUUUUUAAAAUGAAGAAAACAAACAAAACAAAAAAAAAAUUAAAGUAGGUAGCGAAGAAGUGCUAGAAUUUGGGAUUGGGUUGGGAUGGCUGGGAUGGGAAUGGCAGAACUACCUCUGGACGGCCAGGGCAGCAGCUGGGACAGCUCCUGUCACCCCAGGGCAGCUGCAGGGCGGGAGGGGAGCAGCUGCAGCACAUCUGGCACAUUGGGAGCCCUCCAGAGCUGCUGCUGCUCCUCCAGGCUGCCACAACUUGGGGAAAAGUCCUGCAAAAAGUCCUUUUCUGCCCGUGGUUUGGGUUCCCUGCCCUCUCCUGGCCCAGGAGCGUUUGGGGUUUCCCUGCUGAGGGUCUGGACGCUGCUCCUUGACCUCAGGGGUGGCUUUUGUCCAGGUUGGGCUGGACAGAGGCUCCCAAAACCUCUGGAACCUCCAGAGCUGCUUCCAGCAUUUAAAACUUCAGGCUUUGCCAGGUCUUCCAGCACAGGGGCCUUCCCAUUCCCCUUCCCAAGGCUUCCUUCCCCUCCAGGCUCUUUGGGGUGAGCGUGGGAUUUCUGGUGCAGCCCUUAGUCCAGUUUAGAGUAACCUCAGGUUGUUUUUAGCGUGAGCAGUUCCCAGGAUCCAGGUGGAGACUAUUUUUUACUGUCCUAGUGCUGAUCCUGCCGAGGACCUGGGUCCUGGACUCUGUUUUGUUUCUGUAUAAAUAAUCCCUGUGCCCACUUUUUCACCUGAUCUCUGUAUAGGGCCGGUUUGAUUCCUGCAGCAGCCACCCAAUUUUGUGAAAUAAAAGCAAAAAAAAGCGGUUUUUGUACAAA